Messenger RNA from Acanthosepion pharaonis, 978 nucleotides. The record is from the annotation of a GenBank genome assembly. Lineage: Eukaryota; Metazoa; Mollusca; Cephalopoda; Sepiida; Sepiidae.
AUGUUUUAUUCGUCUCUCCGUCUGUCUUUCAUCUGUUGGUUUCUAUCUAUAUAUCCAUUCAUAUAUCUAUAUUUUCUUCUCAUUCCCAAAUUUUCUCUCUCUUUUCAUUCUCUCUCUCAAAUUGUCUCUCAAAUUGUCUCUCUUUCUCUUUUCUUUACCUCACUCUCAAAUUGUCUCUCUUUCUCUUUUCUUUACCUCUCUCUCAAAUUGUCUCUUUUUCUCUUUUCUUUACCUCUCUCUCAAAUUGUCUCUUUUUCUCUUUUCUUUACCUCUCUCUCAAAUUGUCUCUUUUUCUCUUUUCUUUCUCUCUCUCAAAUUGUCUCUCUUUCUCUUUUCUUUACCUCUCUCUCAAAUUGUCUCUUUUUCUCUUUUCUUUCUCUCUCUCAAAUUGUCUCUCAUUCUCUUUUCUUUACCUCUCUCUCAAAUUGUCUCUUUUUCUCUUUUCUUUCUCUCUCUCAAAUUGUCUCUUUUUCUCUUUUCUUUCUCUCUCUCAAAUUGUCUCUCUUUCUCUUUUCUUUACCUCUCUCUCAAAUUGUCUCUUUUUCUCUUUUCUUUCUCUCUCUCAAAUUGUCUCUCUUUCUCUUUUCUUUCUCUGUUUCAAAUUGUCUCUCAAAUUGUCUCUUUUUCUCUUUUCUUUCUCUCUCUCAAAUUGUCUCUCUUUCUCUUUUCUUUAUCUCUCUCUUUUCUUUAUCUCUCUCUCAAAUUGUCUCUCUUUCUCUUUUCUUUAUCUCUCUUUUCUUUCUCUUUCUCAAAUUCUCUCACGCUUUUCUUUCUCUCUCUCUCUCUCAAGUUGACCCUCUCUUUAUUUUUAAUAUAUAUAUCUCUUUCCUUGUUAUCUUCCGUUCGUCUAUUCUUGUAAUUUCUGUCUUUUAUUGUGUUUCGAGAUCUCUUACCAGAGCGUCUCGUUUUCACGGGGAAAAUUUUGCAUAUCCUUUUCAAAAUAUUUUUGUCUUCUUCUUUCACUUCCGUUUCUUUUAA